AUGAUUAUCGGGCGCGCCAGUGCGGCCGAAGCGGACUACUUUGAAGGAGAUAUUUUAGGAGUUAAACUCUUUAACCAAGAAGUUCCAAUCGCCACAAUACAGAAGGCCUUCAGCGCCGAGGCCCUCGCCGCUCACGUCCCAGAAGUGCCCAGCGAAAGCAGAAGGACAGAUGACGGCAGAUUGUGCCUUUCUGCCUGCUCCCCGCAGCGGCCUGCGUGGGCUGCUGCUGCUGCUGCUGCAGCAAUCCCAGCAAAGCAUGCAGUGUACCUCUCCUGCUCCGACUCUCUCCGCCGUCCCGAGUUCAACGGCCACAUCGGGCAGAAAAUCUUAGCCCACUGCCCCCCAGACUGCCUUCAGGGGAUAGCGCCGCUGGAAGGCUGCAGAUAUUACACCUCGAAAAGCUCAGUUUGCAAGGCGGGGCUGCAUGCAGGAGCCGUGCCAAAAGAAGGAGGAAACUUGCUAGUGACGCUGGCAGCAGGGCGUGCGUCGUAUGACGCUUCACAAGGGCACUUCGGUUUCUACAGUCCUAUUUCAUCAGUUUGUCGGGCGGCUAUGCAUGCAGGAGCACUGACUAACGGCGGCGGAGAAGUUGAGUUGUUUGCCUCAGACGCAAGGCCAAAGUUUGCAGGCAGCGAAAUGAAUGGAAUCAAAUCCGAGUCCAGCGGAGGAUAUAUCCGUUCUUUCGUGUUCGUCGUGGCAUCUCCAGCCUCGAGCACCCGCAGCAGCAGCAGCUCGGGAACUGGCUAA
Molecule: messenger RNA, 747 nt
Organism: Eimeria tenella
Lineage: Eukaryota; Apicomplexa; Conoidasida; Eucoccidiorida; Eimeriidae
Exons: 3
Coding region: 1-747 (248 amino acids)
Source: RefSeq, a predicted model, not a curated record